AGCCGAAUUUAACAACAUACCUUGGUUAUUUUUUAGCUAACGGUGACACGGUCAAAUUAUCGUUUGAAGUGUAAGCUAGCUAAAAUCAUCAAAUGUAUGAAUGGAGUUUGUUAUGGUACAACGAGAGACCAUAUUGUUUUGUGUCUAGCAAGACCUCGAGCUACUUCUACAGAGCAUUACGGUAUUUAUGCAACUUCCAGGGUGGACCUUUACGUAACUCUACCGCACUACACGCAUAUGCCGGCUGAAAAUAGAGUAAAUAUAUAUAAAUAUACCACCUUUAAACGGUUGUUAAUAGCAACGUAGGAACAUGGCUGCUUGUGCCUUUGCUGUCAAGCUCUUGUCGUCAGUGAGAGGACGGCUUAGUAGCACCGCGCGCUCAGCAGCCCGUGCGUUUGCGUGCAGUGCAGCUCGUGCUCAGAUCCACACCGUGGACGGGUCAAGUGCUCUGACAGGGAAAGUGGACCGGUUCGGUGGCGUGACAGUGAACCUGGCUGAGCUCGGUUUCCCGACGGACAUCAGCGAAAGCUCAUUCAGAAGCCUCCUGCAAGAUUCUUUGCUCCAGUGGAAAGCGGAGGGGAAAGUCGCAGUAUGGCUUCGAGUACCGAUCACUCUGAGUCGAUGUGCUGCCGCCGCGUCCGCUCACGGCUUCACCUUCCAUCACGCCAAAGACGACCAUGCAGUGCUGGCCCUCUGGUUGGGAGAAGGGGAAAGCAGGCUGCCGGGGUUUGCAACUCACCAAAUCGGAGUGGCAGGUGCAGUUGUUGAUGAAUCCAGUGGAAAAGUUCUAGUCGUCCAAGACAGAAACAAGACAAAGAAUGCUUGGAAGUUCCCUGGUGGCUUGUCUGAUCCAGGAGAAAAUAUCGGUGCCACUGCCGUUCGUGAAGUGUUCGAGGAAACCGGCAUUCGCUCCGAGUUCAGGUCCCUGCUCAGCAUCCGGCAGCAGCACAACCACCCCGGCGCCUUCGGUAUGUCGGACAUGUACAUCAUCUGCCGACUCGGCCCGCUUAGCUACGACAUCAAUUUCUGCACUCAGGAGUGUCUGCGCUGCGAGUGGCUGGACCUCGCCGAGCUGGCCGAGACCGGCAACACCACGCCCAUCACCUCUCGCGUAGCCAGGCUUCUGCUUCACGGCCUUGAGCGGGGCUUCAACGAGAUCGACCUCACCAUGGAGGAGCUCCCCGCUGUCUACUCUGGGAUGUUUUACCAGCUGUACCACAGACAGCUUUCUCCGACACUGAAAUCCUAGCGACCCGUCAUCAGACCUGAUGGGGUUAGCAUAUCAUGGCUAGCUCUGUUGACACAUAGUUGUCAAUAUUACUCAUAUUUAAAGUGUAUUUAUGACUGGAAUUAUGUUUGCCGUGUGUUUCACACACUAACUGUUACUGUAGCAGAAAUGCUGUUAAAUACUGUGAACUACAAGAUUCACUUUUAGGUUUUUAAAAAAUUGUGAUACCUGCGUGACCACAGUUUUAUACGGUUUAACACUUUUUGGCGGCCAGGUUGGAAGUCCACAGUUGUUGGGCAACAGUGGCUGCAAGGUACUGUUCUGCUGUACUUUUCACUGGGAACAGGUCAUUUUGUGGCCAGUAUUGAGAUUUCAGCUUGUUAACAAGCAAACCACUGGUUCAUCUGACUGCUAACGGUAGUGGCUAGUUGCUGCAAUAUUAAUAUUGGCUGCCUUGUUAAAUUAGCCUAACGACUGUUAAGGAAAGUCAUAUUUUUGUUGACUGCCUUUCUGUCAUUGAAUUAAGCAUUAUUGACAACAAUUAGUGUAUUUAUAAGUUAUGCUCCAGUGCCAUUGGACUUGGACCUUUUUUAGAAAUCUCAAAUUAUACACUUUUAACAGGGUAACGCAGUUCUAUCAGAAAAAGAUAUGCUCAGGAAACCUGUUCUGUACCCGUUAAAGGUCACUGUGUAACAUUUAGGAGGAUCUAUUGUCAGAAAUGGAAUAUAAUAUUCAUAGUUAUGUUAUCAUUAGUGUAUAAUCACAUGAAUAUAGGAGCCAUCCUGUUUUCUUGUACCUUUUUUAGAAUGAGCCUUUUAUAUCUACAGACGCCUUCCAUGAAGUUCUCCAUGUUGAACCGCCAUCUUUCUACAGUAGCACAGAAGGGACAAACCAAACACUGGCUCUAGAUAGGGUAUUUCGACGGAGAGCAAAGCGAGGGAGUUUCAAUCUGAAACUACACCCCUAGAUGCCACUAAAUCCCACACACUGGUCCUUUAAAGUAAGGUAUUGAGAAGUGUAAAGUAGAAAAAAACAUAUAAGUAGUGCUUGGGUUUUGAUUUUAGUGUGUUUAGUGCGCUUAGUUUUGAUUUUGUCAAACAUUUUGUAUCACAAGAUCAGAAAUUCAGAUUAAUCCCGUCUCUGCAAGUUACAAUAAUGUGGGAUUUGAGAUUUAAGUGAUUUCCUUAAAGCCUUGUAUCUAGGAGACAUGUAUUAAAUAUUCUGCUCUGACCUACAUCUUGCAGCUGAACUCAGACGGCAGCUUGCGCAGUCAGAAGCUGAGAGAGGGGAGAUGUGUGUGGGUAAAAUGAACUAUUAAUGCUGUAGGGGUGCACUUGAACAAGAUGCCUGGCUCCAGUUAGCUGCACUAGUUCAGCAGUUGGUUUGUCUGGUAUAUUUUACUGGGAAGCAGCCAGGUGUGAAUGUGUAGCACUGUUUGAAAGUGAAACUGAAUAAGAGCAGACAUGUUGAGGGUAAAAACUAACUCUUAGGAUAUAACAGUCAGAAAGCAUCACAGCUAUUUUGGGCAAUGUUGAUGGAACACUUUGUCUACAUUGCCGUCACAUCUUCUUCAUUGUUGCUGCCAGUUAGACCUUUAAUAUUUGCCAACCAGAUCCCAGACUAGCACUUGGCAGACAUUGGAAGGAAGAGAAUGGCCUUUUGACCCGGUCCAGUUUUGCUUCCAGACUUGUACUGGCCAGUCCGCUUCAGUGCCACGUACAUGUUUGGGUACUUCCUGGAGCGGUAGGUGUUGUAGUUGUUGCUCUCAAGCCGCUCUAAGAAGUGGCAUUCAUCUGUUGCUCGUCUCUGGAGAGAAAGACACAGAGGAAUAGCAGAUAAGUUUCAUUUGAUGCUCAGUGUGCUGAAUGUAACUGCUGUUCAGUGAGAAACGGUGGGGGGUGCAGGAGAUUUAAACAGGGGAGUUGGCCUGCUGGGAGGAUUAAAUCUGCAGGCUUUUGCUUACAGGACAAAGAACUACUGGGACUCCCUGCCGUCCCAAUACACAUAAAGUAGAUUGUAGCUUGAGGAAAUGUAAGAAACUGUGAAACUAGUCUGUAUUAUGAUGGAGGCUAUCCUGUAUGGCAGUGCUCUCCUCCUCAUUUACUGUAUUUCAACAAAUGGAAUCUGAAGUCAUUCAUAGUGUACUUUUAAUCAAAUGCUUCAGUGUUCACUUCCAAAAUAUUAAUAAUCCUCUAUUUGCGCUUAUGAAAUUCUGGAUGAAGUCCGCCUGAGGGACAUCUGGUUACUUGUAGCAGCAUUUCAACAACUGCGUUGUUUCAUUUAAAAGAUAUUUGAUUGGAUUUGUUUAAUAUAUGUUGUUGGAAAGGGAGAAAAUGUGUAAUGCGGACAUUUUAUGACAUUAAAUUACCACAUAAAACAGCCGAACUAAAUGCCACCUUUAUUUUGAAGGAGACUGUUGGUUUAGAAUCAUUUCUGCUUAGUGUUUCACAUGUAUACACUAAAGAGAUUUGUUUAAAGGGAAUUAAACAUUACACAUCAGGGUGAAUGGGCUAAAAUGUUGAAGAAUUUAUACAAAUCCAGAAACUAAACAAAUAAAGACAUCUUUGACCAACUUGAAUUUGAUAGAAA
This is a messenger RNA of Dicentrarchus labrax (European seabass), 3817 nucleotides long. RefSeq names its product nudix (nucleoside diphosphate linked moiety X)-type motif 6 (gene nudt6). Gene Ontology annotation, molecular function: NADH pyrophosphatase activity; ADP-ribose diphosphatase activity; NAD binding. NCBI's taxonomy places the organism in Eukaryota, Metazoa, Chordata, Actinopteri, Moronidae. Bases 311 to 1249 code for a protein of 312 amino acids. The transcript has 5 exons. The record is from RefSeq and is a predicted model, not a curated record.